UGUGCUUCUUUCUCUGUCCUUGUUUUUGUUCCGCUAUAUUAUGUAUUUAAGGCAAUACAUAAGUUAGGGCAAGAGUGCGUCCAUCAGUGUCAUUAUCCAGAAAAAAAUUAUUCCUUGAUGCCUCCACAUUUGCGCAUGCCUGAGUGAUCACAAGUUUUCAUGUAUAUGUGUUUGAUCAGACUUCCAAUAAAUCAUUGUUGAAAGUUAGCGCUUGUGUGUGUGUGUUACUCCCUGUCCCGUCCUUGUCAUUUCAGUUCUGCGCUUUACAGUAUGAAUAUGUCGCACCAACGAGGCCAAAUAUCUACCCUUGCUUAGGUGAUAGUGUCUUGAUGUGGAGACCGCAUAUUGUUUGUUCAGAACUGCUCGCCAGAUUUCUCUCUGGGGCCGUCAAGAACACAAAGGCAUGGCACCAGCAUGGUGCAGUUUUAACGCGAAGCGGUCGAUUCCCUGCUGAGGAGCUUCACUGGGGACUGUGGCCGCAUACAUUAUCACAGCUAAAAUGGAAGCACUUUGUUUUGCUCUCACUGGUCAAUGGCAUCAGCACAUUUGCGCUUUUAUUAUUGCUAACAGGUCUAUUUUUGCUAGCAUAUUCAUGCUGAAUUUUGAAGCGGCGGCUUGUUUUGCGGCAUUUGCAUGCUUCUCCUCAUUACGUCUCCCAUUCUUGUGCACACACCAAGGAAGCAUUGGAGUGCUGCCACAUCCGUUCCCCGUGGAGACUUGUGAUCUCUGCAUCAACAGUGUGGGUAUCAAUCAAGUGUGAGCAGUAUUUCUGAAACAGCUACAUUAUUCCAAGUCAAUGCCCUCAAAAACUGCUCACAUUGGUAAUUUUCGCAUGACAGGGCGAAAGCUGUAACUCUUGUUUCAAUUGAUUUUGCAACUGAAAUAAAUGUUCUGUAGGUACUUGAUUGGUAACACUCGGACUGCUCUGGCGUUGUACGUAGGUGUGACACAGAGUACAUGCCGUGCAGGUGUUCAUCAUACGCACAAUUUUUUCUGCGAGCUACAUUCCGAAGCAGAUAUAAAAUUCCCUCUUUAGUGCGUGACAGUGUUUUCUGCAGUGGGCGAUAGCUCGAACAUCUGCUUUUGGCUCUGGUUAAUUGGCGUGCUUUGGGGCUGCUUGGUGAGUGCACAACUGGGGGAUGACCAUUUCACGCCUCCUUCGUUACACUGCGCCAGCUUGGAACUGGCACAGUGCGCGAGAUGGAGCAAAAGAAACCAACAGCGGCCUGGGUGCCCCCUCCCCUCCCAUUGGCACGUCCCUUCUGGCCCCCUCCCCCACUGUGCAGACCCUGGAGUCCAAGCUGGCGUCGUGCCGCAACUUUGUCAAGAGCCCCCAGAAGGAGGACGCUGAAGGGACAGCAGCAGGACUGGCCGUGGGGAGGACUCACCUGAAGCAACGUGCAUUGUCAAGUCCUCAAGAAUUUGUGCCGCUUGCAUUCUAGCCAGCUUGGAACUGACGUCAAUGAGCAGCGCAAGGAAGGGCGACGCAUUUUGUGUGUUUGCAGCUGUGUUCCCUGCGUGGACUUUGUCGGAGCCGCAGAACACGGCUCUUUCAGCUGUCCAAUUCCAUUGCAUGUAAUAAAAAUAGUAGUGCACAUGAAGGAGGAGGUCCCACGGUUUAUAAAUCAUUGACGAGACCUCCCGUCCAAGUAAAAUGCACCGCACCAAGGAAACGAAGACGACCAUAGAUGCUUUGGAACAUAUGUAGUGUCUCCCAGAAAUAUGUUGCUGAAAGAGCCUUUUGAAAAGACCUGUAGUAUUAUCGGUGAUCUUACGAGCGCACUGUUCCCAAAUCCCCCUCUACAUUCCGAAGGAGCUGCUGCCCCGUAACACUUUGUUGAGUACAGUAGAACAGUUUUACCAUUGUGUUCGUUGCAUUUGCCUGUUAUGGGCGCCCUGUAUGUAUUAUAAUGGCUUUUAGUCCUCCGUAAACCCAAACGCAAGGGAAUCGCGCUGCCAAAAUGAUGCGCAAAUUUUACUUCCAUGUUCUGGCUGAAAUAAAAAAGGUCGCUUAGGUUCUCUUAUUCACUCUCUAAAAAAGCCUGAAACGUUGCGCAGAAUUAGUUUGUACGUGCCUGAAUGGCCACUUGAGCUACGCGUGACGACCCAUUAAAAAUUGAACACGAAGUGACAGGAAGCAGCUUCAGGCCAGGCACGGUACUGCCAAUAAACAAUCUAACGCUUAACAUAAAAAUGUUUCACGCAGUGGCGACAGCCGAAGGCCAUUGCGUACGCAAAGAUAUGCGUACCCCAUUCUCGAUAAAUAGCCAGGCAAGGAAGUACAGCGUUGCAGGCAAUACUUUUAGAGAGUGCCGAUAAUUGCAGCAUUCAAUCGCAGUCCAAUUGUUCGGGCUUGACCGAGUAUGAGCAGACAGCCGCUUUCCCACGCAAUUGCGCAGUUCUUUCCAAAUUCGAGAUGCGCAUCUUUACAGACGUGGUCAGUUGACCGAUGGCAGCUCUCAGAAUCUCACGGCCCACCUGCGUAUGAAAACAAGAAAGGGAUCACAUUUCCGCUUCAACACACGCACGACUGCAGCACUUGAGAUGCUACGUAUUUCCGCGAAAAAGACUGGUUUCAAAAUAUUUGUUGCUGUUAUGACACCGAUCAUAUUUUGUUAAUUUUAGAUACGAACCUUGAUGCGAUAAGUUAUGGCUCCCGUUAGUAAUACGUUUUGUUAUGUUUCAGAUUCACUGUGCUGUAUUAAGUCAGGGCAAGUGCAUUAUUGCUGGGACACUUUUGAAUCAACGCACAAUAAAAAAAUGAUGUACGUGGUGCCGAUUUCCUGUGUUUGCACAGUGUCUUUGAUAUGUAUGUCUUGAUGUAUUUAAUAAUUUCCUAGAAGUACUGAAUGCUUGGCGAGCUGGUAUUUCAUGUCGACAAAUGAUGGCACGAGGAUGGAAGCAUAGCCAAAAGGAAUGGACCUUGCGUUAUCAUCCAAGCACAAGUGGUACUUGGAAGAAAAGACCUGGUGUAUACAGUAUUUACAGUGCAUGUUAAUUGGUCUCCGCACUAGACAUUUUGAGCGUGUGAUUUUGUGGUGUACAAUAAACAAGUUGAAUCCA
Rhipicephalus sanguineus (brown dog tick) is the source of this 3063-nucleotide messenger RNA. RefSeq lists its product as uncharacterized. Bases 1140 to 1442 code for a protein of 100 amino acids. NCBI's taxonomy places the organism in Eukaryota, Metazoa, Arthropoda, Arachnida, Ixodida, Ixodidae. The transcript is spliced from 2 exons. The record is from RefSeq and is a predicted model, not a curated record.